Molecule: messenger RNA, 1275 nt
Organism: Komagataella phaffii GS115
Lineage: Eukaryota; Fungi; Ascomycota; Pichiomycetes; Pichiales; Pichiaceae
Product: Mu2-like subunit of the clathrin associated protein complex (AP-2)
Exons: 1
Coding region: 1-1275 (424 amino acids)
Biological process (GO): clathrin-dependent endocytosis; intracellular protein transport
Cellular component (GO): cytoplasmic vesicle; AP-2 adaptor complex
Molecular function (GO): clathrin-cargo adaptor activity
Source: RefSeq, a predicted model, not a curated record
AUGAUCUCUGCCCUUCUUAUAUUCAAUUCUAAGGGAGAAGUACUGAUCAACUCCAUUUUGAAAAAUAACGUUAAAAGAAGCUUAUCGGAUGUAUUCAGAGUUCAGGUCAUAAACAACUUCGACAUCAGAUCACCAAUUCUAACGCUGGGCUCGACAUCUUUCAUACACACAAAGUAUGAAGAUCUUUGGUUUGUAAGUGUUACCAGAUCCAACGUUGAUAGCUCAAUAUUAAUCGAGUUUAUGUACAAGUUUAUUGAUAUUCUGAGACAAUAUGUUGGAUACAAAGAGGACACUUACCCAAACUGCAUAGUUUUAAACGAAGACUGUAUCAGGGAUAAUUUCAUAAUUAUUAAUGAACUGAUAGAUCAUAUGCUGCAGUUUGGCUAUCCGGUUGAAACAGACAUUUCAGUGUUGAGGAAUCUUACCUCUCAAAAACCUAACCAUGACAUAAUUGAUUUCGUGGAGAAUAAAAGCCCUCUAAAAAGGAAUAAGACAGUGAGUAAAAUAAACUUAGGACUUCAGAGUUGGAGACCUUCGGGUAUAAAAUACAAAAAGAACGAAGUGUAUGUUGACAUUAUCGAAAAAGUCAAUUUGAUGGUAUCUUCUACUGGUACCAUACUAGGCUCGGAUAUUGAUGGAGUUAUCCAACUAAACGCAAGUCUUUCGGGUAUCCCUGAAUGCCAUCUACGAUUGGACGAUGCGGCAGAGAUUCAAGAUUGUAAAUUCCAUCAAUGCGUGAAUCUAACAACUUAUGAUCAAACGGGUGAUGUCAAGUUCGUUCCACCAGAUGGAGAGUUUCAACUGAUGUCCUACAAAAUAUCUGAGCCCAGAAUCCCAUUCCUAGUCCUGGCAUCAAUUACAGAUUAUCCCAAUGACAAUUCACGAAAAUACAACGUUACUAUUAAAUCCAAGUUCCCAUCUCACCUCAUUGCAAAUGAAGUGGAAGUGACUAUACCUACGCCAAAUUCUAUCAAAGUUGAGUCAUUCACAAGCACAAGUGGAAAGUUAAAGCCUAAACUUGAAGAAGGGGUUGCAUUAUGGACAACUGACAAAUUUCCUGGAGGAGAAACUGAACAAUCGGCCUCAAUAACAGUCAAAGUAGGGAACUUGAAAUCAGUAGACCUACCCCCUCUCAGUCUCCAGUUUAGCAUACCCAAUUACUCAACCUUUGAGUCGAUGAUAAAAUUUUUCAAAGUACAUGAACAGUCUGGUUAUAAAACCACGAAAUACGUCCGCUAUUUCACCAAGGCUGGUUCAUAUGAUAUUAGAUAUUAA